Tuber aestivum (summer truffle) is the source of this 1881-nucleotide messenger RNA. NCBI's taxonomy places the organism in Eukaryota, Fungi, Ascomycota, Pezizomycetes, Pezizales, Tuberaceae. The record is from the annotation of a GenBank genome assembly.
AUGGAGAGAAUUGUGAGGAAGAUAGGCUCGUUGUCAUUCUUGAUUAAUAGACCGAGAGCUCGAGGCCCACCUCCGGCACCAACAGCAGCGGAACCGACAGCGGCUCCAGCACAAGGGGCACGAAGCGCAUCGACGGCACUACUAUCACAACCAGCACCAAGGAAAUCAAAAGCACCAGUAUCACCACCGCCAUGGCUCCCACCGGCACCACCGGGGCCACCGGGCACAGGUCCCAUCACUGAACUCCCGACCGAAAUCCUCCUCCAGAUAUUCGGUCACUUACACGCCGCAAGAGAUGUUGGCGUCGCAACACGCGUUUGCCGAAGAUGGUAUCUGACGGCGUUAGAAAUCCUCUACCGGGAGGUAGAAAUUGGGCGUUUCGGGCUCGAUAGCGUAGCUGAGCAAAGGCUGUUUGUUCAAGUGGCCCGUCAUACAUUCCAGUAGGUUGCUCAGUCGCUCUCGUCCAAAUGUAGCCCUUGCAUGCUAAUAGAUUGAAACUAUUAAGGAAUCCGGAACUGUGCGUCAUUGUCAAAGCCCUCACCCUGAGGUCUCAAUCCUUCGUCAACUCGGCAUAUGUAUUCCCCGCGCAGCCUUUGACAAAUUUAACAUCGCUGCAGGAGUUAACCUGGCUGGCGGUGGACCUGGUACUUGAUUUAUGUCAUAGCUUGCAGAGGCCCCUGUAUGGACUCGUUGAGGGGUUGAGGCUGCCGCGGUCGAUUCGGAAGCUGCAUAUUGGACUGAGGUACUACAUAAAUGCCGAGAGGGGUUUUGGGCGUAUCUCUGGUGAGGAUUUGAGGGGGAGACUGCCACAUCUGGAGGAGUUUAGGUAUUCAAGGAUUAGGCUUUGGUCAGAAUUGGUUGACAAGCAAGAACUCGUUCGGGAGGAGGCGCAAGGGAGGAUUGUUGCUGUGGAUGAUGAUGCGGCCGGAGAGUCGGAUAAGCUUGGAGAGGUCGAUAAGUCUCCGGUGCUAUUCGUAUUCCCCCCUCUGCCCCGUCAACAAAUUCCGGGCAGUAUUAGCUAACGGGGGGCGUGUUUUCCAGCAAGCCAUUAUAACAAAUCUCUCGCCCCUCACAACCCUAAAGACCCUAACCCUCGACUGCCCCCUCAACCCCGCAUCCUUCACCUACACCCUAACCUCGACCUUGCAGCAGGAAACGCGCGUAAACUUCCUAACCAUAAACUCCUUCCUCUUCCCCCCAAACUCUACACCCCCCUUUGGUCCACUGGACCGCGAGGUCAGCCAAUCCGCUCUGCGCUCCCGUGACAAGCUCCUCCGUCUGUCGACAAUACAACUUCACGAACUCUCAACUGACGUCUCGGACGAGGCGGCGCGCAGAAUCGCAACGACCAGCUGUGGGAACGCCUCGGACAUGCCCCCAUGCCUCCCUAACGUCCCGACAUUCCACUCGCGUCGGAAUCAAGCCAGGGAGAAGCUGGCCACGCUCAGGACAGGACGCUUUGCAACGCUGCUGACCGACGUGAUAAUUGAGAUCCGGGCGAGGUAUCCAAGGAUAUGCACGUUGCGGGAGUUCGUCUCCGCGCCGGAAUUUCCGGGGAGUGAGAAGUGUGGCGGUAGGAGGGCGCACAAGUAUGUUACCGAGAGGAUUUACGAGACGUUGGAGGAUGCCGGAUUGCUCAAUGUCGCGUGUCUCAAGGCGCGCAUGGGGGAUGGGGAUUCGGAGUGGGUGAGAGUGGAUGUGUGGAGGGGGGAUACGGGAAGGGUCGAAAUCGCCUCGUUGGUGCCCGAGGGGAGCGCCAAGGUUUUGAAUGAGGGUAUUAAGGCUACUUACUCUCAUGGGAGUGUGGAGAGUGUUAGGCGUGGGGUCUUGGAGGAGCUCGGGGGAGGGAGGUGGAGGGUUACCGAGGCUUUGGAGCUGUAG